Molecule: messenger RNA, 967 nt
Organism: Cryptomeria japonica (Japanese cedar)
Lineage: Eukaryota; Viridiplantae; Streptophyta; Pinopsida; Cupressales; Cupressaceae
Product: immune-associated nucleotide-binding protein 9
Exons: 5
Coding region: 1-798 (265 amino acids)
Molecular function (GO): GTP binding
Source: RefSeq, a predicted model, not a curated record
AUGGUAGGGAUGAACCCACAAAGUCUGUUUGAUACUAAUUCUACAAAUUCCAAGGAAUUUAUUCAAAAUCAAAUUGUGAAAUGUAUUGAUCUUGCAAAGGGUGGAGUGCAUGGAGUUCUUUACGUGGCGUCUGUUAAGAACCGCUUUACUGCGGAAGAAGCUGCUGUUCUGGAUAGCUUGCAAUUGUUAUUUGGGCCUGACAUCAUCAACUACAUGGUGGUCGUCUUUACUGGUGGCGAUGAAUUGGUAAACGAUGGUGUGACAUUCCAAGACUACUUAAAUGACUGCACACCACAACUCGAGGAUGUUCUACGACGCUGUAGCAUGAGAACUGUGCUGUUCGAUAAUAAGACUACAUCACAAACAAUGAAGGAAAAACAAACAACUGAAUUAAUUAAGCAAAUAGAGAAUAUAAUGGCAAAAAAUGGAGGCAAGCCUUAUUCCAAUGAGCUGCUACGUCAAGCUCAGGAAAAUUCGGAGAAGAUUCUUGGUCGACAGACGAGCCGUGCUGAGCCAGGAAGGGCUUAUGAAGAAGAAGUGGAAAGAGUUACUGCAGAACACAUCAAGCAAUUAAAUGCUAUGGUAGAGGAGAAGAUGCAAGCAACAAUAAAAACAUAUGAAGAGAAGUUGGCCCAUGAGCAGGCUGCACGGAGAAAAGCUGAGAAAACAACGGAAGAUACACUUCAAUUAUCAAAGGAAUUACAGAAGACACAAAAUAAAUCUGAGAAUUCUUGUCUACACAAGUUUCGCAAUUAUGCAUCCGAAAAGCUCGCUUCCAUGGGUUGCACAAUUAUGUGAAUGAAACUAUAAACAAUAUAGUUUUUGCAGUAAAAAAAAAAUACUGGAACAUAGAUUCUUACAUUAACAAACAUUUGCAAAAUUUAUAUUUCCUAUACUAAAGAUCUUGCCAUUUUAUACGAAUUUUUUUUUUUUUUCCUCUAAUCUGAACUAUAACUUUAUUUGCUAA